AUGGCGCUGCGCUCGCGGCUGAGGGAGCUCUUCCAGGACGCGCAGCCCGGCGGCGGGCUCAUCACUGUGGAGGAGCCGCCGUCCCCCGACGGCGCCUCAUGGGUCUUGCGGUCGCCGCCGGCGUCGCCACCGCGGGGGCAGGGGCCGCUGCCGAAGGACUGCGCCGUGUUCCAGUGCCGCGGUUGCUGGGCGGUGCUGGGGGACUCGCUGCACCUCUGCGCGGAGGAGGAGCAGCGGCUCGGCCUCCUCGUCUGCUUCAAAGUCACAAACGACGUGGCCUGGGAGGAUUCGCUGAUGAUCGGCCUGGAGGGAGCCCUCCUGGGGUGUGCUUACAAUGCGUUAUCCUGUCGGUUAUGUGGCUUGACUGUGGGCUUCAUUCUUUAUUCUGCCUCCAAGGACCUGGCGUAUCUCCGAGGCUUAUUCUGUUUCUUCAAGGACAGGAUCCUCUGUUAUCUCUUAAAAAACCAAAUGAUAAUAGAAGCUUCUAAGGUGAAUUUUCCUACUGUGACCUUAAAGAAACAACUGCAGGAAGUGAAAGAAAAGCUUGUGAAGGCCCACAUUCGCAUAGAACUGCUGAUGAAAAAGCUAGAGGAACUGGAGCAAAAGAAUAAUGUGGCAGAAAGGCAGAGCUCUGCAUCAGGUGGAGAUGGCCUACUGCCAAGAUAUGCAAUAGUCAGAGUCAACUAAUAAUAUGCCAUUUUCAAAAAUUAAUGGAGUUGUUUCUGCACCUCUGCUGAAUUUGUUCAUUGUGAUGAAACAAUGAACCAGAACAGGUUUGAGUGUUAUCUGUCACUUCUAUCUGUGCAUGGAAAGAACCAAUGCUUAAGUGCAUCCCUUCAAUCCAAGGGGAACACCUGAAAAUCUGACAUACUGAAGUUAUGCUUGGAAAAAUGAAUAGCUCACCCAUGCAGCACAUCGCUCUCUGAGAUGGUAUAACUACGACUUUGUUUCUCUUUAGUGACUUCAGGGGUAAAAACAGCCUUUGAAAUACUAAAAUCAGGUUUCUGGAACCGUACAAAACGUACUAACAAGAUGAUAUUCAAGAGGAGCUAUUAUAAAUUGAACAUUCUUACAGAGAUCUAAAGUUCUUGUCCUACCUUUUCAUAUGGAUACAGUGUUAAUGGCAGCUAGCUGUUGGUCAAGUGGCUCAUUAGCUGCAGUCCGGUAUGUGAGGCACUGCUAAAUGAUUACUUCUUUUAGAUUUGCUUGUGUGCGUGGCCUGCAAAAGGAGCAAGCUAGCAUGUCACAGAAGCUGCACAGUGUGCUUAGUGCAUGCAUGUGGACAGCACAAUGCUGGCUGGAGCACAAGGUUUUGGAUUUUUAAUUUGGGCGCAACCCAUGUGCCAGCCGAGUCCUCUGGAAGUGCAGCCCCAUGACUGCACAGGACUGGGUCAAGUUCUGGCAGCUCCGUGAAGCUUAGGCUGUGAGCAACUGCCUUUAAGAGAUUUGAGCCUUUCUUUCAGGGGCUGAAGCUGUGAAACCAAGGAGCGGUCUUCUGUUCAAUCGUGGGAACACUGCUCUGCUUAAGUUGUGAUGAUCUGCUUGCUGCCUUCACUUGGCCAAUCAAGAUGUUUCAUAAAAAAUACCUAAUGGGUACUUGCUGGCAUUUC
Messenger RNA from Haliaeetus leucocephalus (bald eagle), 1610 nucleotides. It is a transcript of the gene OIP5, whose product is annotated as Opa interacting protein 5. The record is from RefSeq and is a predicted model, not a curated record. Gene Ontology annotation, cellular component: nucleus; chromatin; chromosome, centromeric region. Gene Ontology annotation, biological process: CENP-A containing chromatin assembly; chromosome segregation. Bases 1 to 687 code for a protein of 228 amino acids. NCBI's taxonomy places the organism in Eukaryota, Metazoa, Chordata, Aves, Accipitriformes, Accipitridae. The transcript is spliced from 5 exons.